Solanum lycopersicum (tomato) is the source of this 1852-nucleotide messenger RNA. Its product is annotated as elongation factor Tu, chloroplastic. Gene Ontology annotation, cellular component: mitochondrion. Gene Ontology annotation, molecular function: translation elongation factor activity; GTPase activity; GTP binding. NCBI's taxonomy places the organism in Eukaryota, Viridiplantae, Streptophyta, Magnoliopsida, Solanales, Solanaceae. The record is from RefSeq and is a predicted model, not a curated record. Gene Ontology annotation, biological process: mitochondrial translational elongation.
GAAAUGGAUAGAAAAAAUCCCUUUGAAAAUGAGUACUAUAUGAGAGGCCCUAUUUUUUUGCUGCCAAGGAUAUAAUACUGUUAACUCCUCCUCUUCUCACUUCUUCCCCAAUUUCUUUCAAAUCCCAAUCCUCACUCUUAUCCUUCUCCGCCAUGGCUUCAAUUUCAGCAGCGGCUGCCACCGCCACUUCUUCUCCUAAGCUCCUAAACCCUUCUAAUCCCCUUCUUCCUUCCGCUGCUAAACCAUCUAAGCUUAUCCUAUCCUCUUCAUUUACCCCCAACUUUUCUACCCUUCUCCUCCACUCACCCGCCGCUACUUCUCCCACUACCCACCACCAACGCCGCUUCACUGUCCGUGCUGCCCGUGGCAAAUUCGAGAGGAAGAAACCCCAUGUCAAUAUUGGCACUAUUGGUCAUGUUGACCAUGGAAAGACUACCCUUACUGCUGCUUUAACCAUGGCUCUUGCUUCUAUGGGUAAUUCCGCUCCCAAGAAGUAUGAUGAAAUUGAUGCCGCCCCAGAAGAGCGUGCUCGUGGGAUUACUAUUAAUACGGCUACGGUUGAGUAUGAGACUGAGAACCGACACUAUGCCCACGUGGACUGCCCCGGUCACGCUGAUUAUGUCAAGAACAUGAUUACUGGUGCUGCCCAGAUGGAUGGAGCUAUUCUUGUUGUUUCCGGUGCUGAUGGCCCAAUGCCACAGACCAAAGAACAUAUCUUGCUUGCUAAACAAGUGGGUGUUCCUAAUAUGGUGGUGUUUUUGAACAAACAAGAUCAGGUUGAUGAUGAAGAGCUUCUUGAGCUUGUUGAGUUGGAGGUAAGAGAGCUUUUGUCUAGUUAUGAGUUCCCUGGUGAUGAUAUUCCUAUUGUUUCUGGCUCUGCUCUUUUGGCUUUAGAGGCUUUAAUGGCAAAUCCUAGUAUUAAGAGAGGUGAAAAUGAAUGGGUUGAUAAGAUUUUUACAUUAAUGGACAAUGUUGAUAGUUAUAUUCCUAUUCCGCAAAGACAAACUGAGUUGCCUUUUUUGAUGGCUAUUGAAGAUGUGUUUUCAAUCACUGGUAGAGGUACAGUGGCAACAGGGAGAGUAGAGAGAGGGACUGUUAGGGUUGGAGAGACCGUUGAUAUUGUAGGAUUAAGAGACACCAGGUCUACUACCGUGACCGGGGUUGAAAUGUUUCAGAAGAUUUUGGAUGAAGCAAUGGCUGGUGAUAAUGUGGGAUUGUUGUUGAGAGGUAUUCAGAAGAUUGAUAUUCAGAGAGGAAUGGUGUUGGCGAAACCGGGAACAAUCACUCCUCACACCAAGUUUGAAGCUCUUGUGUAUGUUCUGAAAAAGGAGGAGGGUGGCAGGCAUUCCCCAUUCUUUUCGGGGUAUAGGCCUCAGUUUUACAUGAGGACCACCGAUGUAACUGGGAAGGUUACUUCCAUUACCACUGACAAAGGGGAUGAAUCUAAGAUGGUCAUGCCUGGUGAUCGUGUGAACUUGGUGGUUGAGCUCAUUAUGCCUGUCGCUUGUGAACAAGGGAUGAGAUUUGCCAUCAGGGAAGGAGGAAAGACUGUUGGAGCUGGUGUCAUUCAGAAAAUUCUUGAGUGAUCAACGAGCAGCAGCGCAUUUCCAUUCAAAAUGGUCCGGUCCUUGUCAUGCAAUAUUUUUAAUCCCUUGUCAUAUAUGCAACGUUUUGGUUACUUCUUUUCUUUUAGAUCAUAGGUUAGUUGGAGAAAUCUUGUUAUAAGUCAAUGCUAGUGCACCUUUGCGAGUUUGCUUCAAUUUUUGUUUGUUUGUUUGAAAAGAAGAACAUUUUGUAUCUUGUGUAUGUUUAGUUUCCAUCAGGAAAAAUCAUACUUUUGAUUGAAACUCAA